This is a messenger RNA of Anopheles bellator, 737 nucleotides long. RefSeq names its product serine protease inhibitor dipetalogastin-like. Gene Ontology annotation, molecular function: protein binding. The record is from RefSeq and is a predicted model, not a curated record. NCBI's taxonomy places the organism in Eukaryota, Metazoa, Arthropoda, Insecta, Diptera, Culicidae. The transcript has 3 exons. Bases 1 to 648 code for a protein of 215 amino acids.
AUGCGGUCGACAACGAUUGUAAUUUUUUUGCUCGUAGCGGUUGUGACCCUCGCGAGCUCGCGUAAAGCAGAAGCUGCUCGUUGUCCCGGCGGGUGCCCCAGGAUCUACAGACCAGUUUGCGGAAGCGACGACAAGACAUACGCAAAUAAAUGUAUUCUGGAAAAGGAAAACUCAGAAAAGUCGCUUGAAAUAGUUGAUGGCAAAUGCGUGUGCCACGGGAUCUCCGAUCCUGUCUGUGGAAGUGACAACCAGACAUACGACAAUGAGUGUGCUCUACAGUGCCAAAUGCUAGCUUGCGAUUCCCUAAACGACGAAGCCACUGACCUAAACUCAAUCGUGUCCAAAGUUUGCAUCAGGAUUUUGUUGACCAUGCGUUCGAUCACCGUUGCACUACUACUGGUAGUAGCGGUUUUGGCCCUGCUGUCACCCCAGGCGGAAGCCUUGCCCAAAAUGGCACACAGUGGCGUUUGCGCGUGUCCAAGGAACUACUGGCCCGUUUGUGGAAGCGACCUGAAGACGUACUCCAACAAGUGUCUGUUGCACUGCGCCGCCAAGAGUCCGCGAGGAGUGUCCACACGCCUUCGAAUCCUACGAGACGGUCCUUGCGACAAGACGGAACAAAUAGACGACAUCCCAAAGGAGGAAUAACGGAUGCAAAAUUGAGAUGAAGUCUUCCUUAUGUGAUUAAUACGUGAUCUGGUAGAAAAUAAAGAAAACCUGUUGUUAGUUGAAAGCUC